Molecule: messenger RNA, 1561 nt
Organism: Cyprinus carpio (common carp)
Lineage: Eukaryota; Metazoa; Chordata; Actinopteri; Cypriniformes; Cyprinidae
Product: endonuclease domain-containing 1 protein-like
Exons: 2
Coding region: 371-1354 (327 amino acids)
Source: RefSeq, a predicted model, not a curated record
ACAAAAACUCUUUCAGGUGUAUAUCAUUUUGUAUCGUUCAAUUGAGAGUUACGAUACAUUAUUUCAGAUAUGUGUGUAUGGUAUGAGCAGCUCCUAGCCACUUUUUAAUUUAUUUUUAUUUUUGUUUAUUUUUUUGGAAGUAGCUCUCAAAAUAAAUAAGUUUAAUGAUCCUUGCUCUAUUUUGUGUGAAAUCAAGUUUUCCUUACAUGCGUGGUCGAAAAUGAAUCCCAUAAGCAUGUCCAAUCAUAUUGCUAAUUUCUUCUCAUUUGUUAAUUUCAGUCACACCCUCAGCAACAUCACUGACUCUGUGUAUUUAAAGCAGCUGCACUUCUGGUGUCUGUGCUGUAUAACACAAGAGUAGAUUCUCACCAUGUUUGCUCUGGGUCUGCUCAUCUUUAUUGUGCUGAGAGCAUUCAGUGCUCAGGCAAAAGUAUCCAAUGACUUCGAUUUUUGUAAAGAUUUUUUCUUCAAAAAAACAGAACCAACAGGAAUGGAUCAAAAUGCCAAGAAAAUCUGCCAGUGUAUGUCAGAUGUUCCUUAUUAUGCUACACUGUACUCUGUUCAUCACAGGAUUCCUCUCUACAGCGCCUACAGAUUUGAUCUUGACUGCAAAAAGGACAGUGGAAGUUCAAACAUUUGGUAUUUAGAGCCACAGAUUUCUGAACCAAAUUCUGAAACUCAGUGCAUGGUCAGUGAGAAACAAAAGCUUCAAAACAAUUAUAAACUAAAUCAAGCCAUCAGCAGUGACUACACUAAAUCCGGAUAUGAUCGUGGACACCUGAACCCCAACAGCUUCCAAUGCGGUGUUGGCCGUACAGCAACAUCUACAUUGACCAACGCUGCACCUAUGGACCCAUGUUUCAACCGUGUCCACUGGAAGGAUUGGGAAAGCACUUUGAGAGAUUUUUUACAAGGCAAGCUUAAUAAUAUACAUGCUACAGCCUACAUUGUCACAGGCACGGUACCCAAUGCAAAUAUACGGAUACCACAAAAGGAAAUCUCCAAAGAUCCUGAACGGGUGACAGUGCCUUCUCACAUCUGGACGGCCGUCUGUUAUGAACACUCCACUGAUGACAAAGAGUCUUUCUCCUUCGGCUAUAUGGGGACAAACCAACCGCAAAAUGACAUAAAACUGAUGAGUGUCUCAGAACUGAACAGGGAGCUCAGUAAACUCUAUCGUGUGUCCCCAGAUAUUAAGAUUUUUAAGGAUGAUUGUUUUGGUGACAAUAAAUCAGAUGACGUUAAGGCCACAUUUAAUGAAAUAAUGAGCUUGAAUGUGCAGAACACACGGAAAAGGACCAUCAGCAGUGACAGCCUAAAUUCUGAAACCAAUGUCAAGGUACAGAAGAAUUAGACUGACAAUUAAUACUAAAAUAUGACUUUGAAAAUUGAUUGUGAUUGUACUUUGAGCCCUUACUAAUCUACAGACUUUCUAGUAUAAGAAUGUCUUUAUUAUUUGCUUCUGAAACUAAAAGCAGCUGAAAAUGUAUUUUUUCCCUGAUGACUUGUAUCCAAAAACAAAAAGCUUAAUAAAAACAUUUUUGCAUCUAUAAAUCAUUUG